AACUUCCGGUGAGACCGAGGAGCGAGGAAAUGAAAAUAGUCGACCUGAGAAGCAGCCCUGGACUCCUCUGUCCUCGCGUCACCUCCUCGUGUCCCUCGUUCGCAUCUUACGGAGGCGGAGCUAAGAUGCAAGGAAGAGAAGCGAGUGAGGAAAGGAGGAGUCGAGGAGGGGUGUUGGGAUGAGGCUACAGACAAACCGCGUGCACGACCCAAAGCAAAUUGUCUCCAACCGUUCUUUAAGCUGAAGGCGUGUCUGCAGGCGUUUCCCCAGGCGAGUAAACACAUGUGGGUCAGAGUUGGUAGUCAGUGUGAGUGGAGGAGCACUGAGUCAGGAGCAGAACAUGUUCGUCACUAUCCUGCACGGAGCAGGAUGGAGAUAUUAAAUCUCAACUGUAAGCUGAUAAACUUCAUCCAUCAUUUAAAGGAGCGAUGCGGUCUGGACUUCAAAGAGUGCGUGGAGCUGAUGGACGGCGGUGGGAAAGUGAUGGAUUUGGAGGCGAAGCAGCAAAGUGUCGCUCUGGCCAGCAGCGUGCUGACGGAGAGACAACACUACUUCCUGCUGAGAGUGUGCAGAGAGGAUGAUGCUGCAGGUCAGAAAUAUGUUUCUCUCCUGAACCCCUGCAGACACCCGGAGAUAACAGAGCUGCUGAGGAAACUGUCUAACCCCGAUCAGGAGCAAGAGAAGAAGACGAGAGGACGGACGCAGAGGAGCAAACACAUCUCUGCAAACAACAAGAAAAAACACAUCAAAUAGUUUCUUAAAGUCCGAGGUGGAAGAAGUACUCACAUGUUGCACAGUUUGUCAAACUAGCUAUACUACAGCGUAAAACCCUCUGUUACAAGUAAGAGUCCUGCAUCAAAAUAUACUGAUUAUGCAGAAUUACCCAUUUUAGAAUCAUAUAUUUUAUUCUAAUUUACUAUAUCAUUAAUGAUGAAUUAUUGAAGGUGGAGUUUAUACUUGCACUGCUUGGUAGGUGUACCUUUAAUACAAUAUAAUUAUGAGGUGAUUUAUAUAUUUUAUGAAGCUAUCAAAGACACAGUGGAGAAAAAAGUACAAUAUUUGCUUUGACAUGUAGACGAGUAGAAGUAUGAUAAAGUGAAAAUAUUCAAGUGUAAUACAAAUACCUCAAAUGUGUACUUGUACUUGAGUAAAAUUACAUAUAUUCCUU
This is a messenger RNA of Gymnodraco acuticeps, 1168 nucleotides long. RefSeq lists its product as uncharacterized. The record is from RefSeq and is a predicted model, not a curated record. NCBI's taxonomy places the organism in Eukaryota, Metazoa, Chordata, Actinopteri, Perciformes, Bathydraconidae. The transcript is spliced from 7 exons. The coding region runs from base 283 to 753 and encodes 156 amino acids.